Messenger RNA from Penicillium robsamsonii, 396 nucleotides. RefSeq names its product profilin (gene pfy1). The transcript has 5 exons. Lineage: Eukaryota; Fungi; Ascomycota; Eurotiomycetes; Eurotiales; Aspergillaceae. The record is from RefSeq and is a predicted model, not a curated record. Gene Ontology annotation, cellular component: cell cortex. Bases 1 to 396 code for a protein of 131 amino acids. Gene Ontology annotation, molecular function: actin monomer binding.
AUGGGCGAGCACUCAGCAAUCUGGCAAAGCUAUGUCGACACCAGCCUGAUGGGCUCGGGUCAAUUCGACAAGGCUGGUAUUCUCGCUGCUGACUUCUCUGGUGUUGAGGCUGCCUCGCCCGGCUUCGCGCUUUCCCAGGAGGAGAUCAACUCCUUGAUCACCGCUUACACUUCCAGCGACAAGGCUUUUGCCGAUGGCAUCUCUGUCUGCGGUGAGAAGUUUGUCGCCAUCAAGGCUGACGAGCGCAGUGUAUACGGCAAGAAGGGUAAGGAGGGUAUCAUUAUUUCCCGUGCCUCCUCUUGCACCAUCAUCGCCCACCACAACGAGUCCGUCCAAACCACCAACGCGGCCACCGUUGUCGAGAACCUCGUCGACUACCUCAACAACGCCCGGUAA